AUGUCAAAACAAAAACGCAACGAGUUCCUGGACAUAGGGUCUAGUGACGAUGAGGGAAGUGAGGCAGGCUAUAACUCGGAAGAUUUCCAGGAAUCCAAGGGACGGGGCAACAAGCGAAAACAUCCAUCCAACGCAGACUCCCAGUCGAAACGAAGAAAACUCCCAGAAGACCAGACCGAUGGCAGUGAUGAUGAGGAUGGAUCAGAUAUAUUGGACCUUGCAGCCGCAGCCGAUGAUUUAGCCCAGGACCAGGAGAACGAGGAUUUGGAUUCUGCGACGAACCCUCCAACGGAGCCAACAGCUACCAAGCCUCCAGCCAAAAAAUCGGCAUCGUCAAGCAAACAGGCCACGAAAGACAGGAAAAACAAAACAGGCGUCAUCUACAUGUCCUCCUUGCCGCCAUAUCUCAAACCAUUUGCCCUAAAGUCUCUCCUAGUAGCGCGGGGUUUCGGUCCAAUCACCAAGAUUUUCCUAUCACCCUACGUUCCUUCAACCAGUACCUCCAGAGCUUCGGCAAAAGCAAGUCGCAAUAAACGACGCAUGUACACUGACGGAUGGGUGGAAUUUGCAUCCAAACGAACCGCAAAGAUAUGCGCUGAGACACUUAACGCUUCAAUCGUAGGCGGCAAAAAGGGUGGAUGGUACCACGACGACGUGUGGAAUAUGAAAUAUCUACGUGGGUUCAAGUGGACAGACCUCAUGGAGCAGGUGCAGAGAGAGAAGAGAGAGGCAGAAGCUAGAAGACGAAUCGAAGACACAAAGGCCAGGAAAGAGGAAAAGGCAUUCCUACAGGGAUUAGAGCAAGGGAAGAUAGUGGAAGGGAUAAAGAAGAAGAGGGAGGCGAGGGAACAGCUGAAAGUGAACAAUGGUGAUAGUGAAAAGCCGGCACAGAAGAAGACGGAGGUUAGGAGGGUGUUUAGACAGAACGAGGUCAGGGGUAGCGGUGGUGCUUCAGCUGGUGCUACAAGCAGUACAAAGAAAGUCGACUCGGAUACGCAGCGAGUUCUAUCGAAGAUUUUCUAA
Arthroderma uncinatum is the source of this 1023-nucleotide messenger RNA. RefSeq names its product pre-rRNA-processing protein ESF2. The transcript has a single exon. Gene Ontology annotation, cellular component: nucleolus. The record is from RefSeq and is a predicted model, not a curated record. Gene Ontology annotation, molecular function: RNA binding. Gene Ontology annotation, biological process: endonucleolytic cleavage to generate mature 5'-end of SSU-rRNA from (SSU-rRNA, 5.8S rRNA, LSU-rRNA); endonucleolytic cleavage in ITS1 to separate SSU-rRNA from 5.8S rRNA and LSU-rRNA from tricistronic rRNA transcript (SSU-rRNA, 5.8S rRNA, LSU-rRNA); small-subunit processome assembly. NCBI's taxonomy places the organism in Eukaryota, Fungi, Ascomycota, Eurotiomycetes, Onygenales, Arthrodermataceae. Bases 1 to 1023 code for a protein of 340 amino acids.